UGUACGAUAAACUACUGCCGAAUGACCGUGCCGAGGUCCUGGGCCAGUGUUGUGAGAUAGGGUGGAAACAUACAGCCAUUGCCUUGUAUCUGAAAGGAGAGCAUUAGUUCAUAAAUUUACCAGUUUUAUCCUAAUAUUUGAGAAUGGAUUUAUUUCAGUAUCAAAGUAACCACUUUAUUGGAGAAUGGGGACGUUCUGCUCAAACCUUACUAAGGUAGAAGUUAACAGUUUAAUUUCUGACAGCAAAAAAGUGCAUAAACUUAUAAUGAAAAUAUCAGAUGCUGUAUGGCAGAUGCCAUGGAUUUUAUUUACAGAGGAGUUUUUUCUACAGCUUAGGUAAUUCGUUAGCUCUGUCAUGGAAAGAUAAUUUCCUCAGUAGAAGAGGGAAAAUCAAUCAGCUAAACCAUUCUUUCAUUAAUGUCUGUGUUCAUUCUUCCUGAGAGGGAAUGAAAGAUAAGAUAAACCAUCAUUCAUUUCAACACAGCUCCCGAAUGGCCACCAGAUAACAAAAGCUUUCCACUUCAGAAAGUCUCUGCGAAUCGUCGGGUUUGCAGCCUGAUGAUGAACAUGCCAGUGGAACCAUCUCCUGCCAGGUUUAGCUCUCUGUGGUCUGUUCUAGACUUAAGAUUCUGAAGUCAUGGAAGGUCUCUGCUGCAACUGGAAGUUUUUGAUCGCUUAAAAACAGUCCUCGGAUAACAGUCAAAAACCACUGAUCUGAAGGACCAGAGGGACCAGACAUUCAGCUUCUGUAGGAAGCACCACUGAACAUGGUGCUGUUUGAACAGGGGCAGCACCCCAGAAGCACACACUUCCUCGUCAUGUGGGAAAACGUGAGGGAUGCACACCUGGAAUUGCUCAGAGAAAAGCAUGUGCAGUGCUGAUUCAGAGCCUUAUGUCAGCUAGCCUGGGACAGCCGUGUUCUUGGAGCUGUUUUCCAAAGCAUGCUGGUGAGCAGAAGCCACAAACUACAACGUCCUGCACCUGCAGCAGAUAGAAACCAAGGUUCUGUCUGUUUUCUCUGUGAGUUUCAGGUAAGCUGUACUUGAAACAAAAUUGGGAAAGGGCAAAUACACAGAUAAAAGUAAUUCAUUACCACUUGUCCAGAAUUUUCUCAGCUGUUUCAUCCCUGAAACAGCUGAAAUUAGGAUCUAUCUGGAAAAAAAAAAAAGAAGGCACUAUCCCUUAAUUUGCCACAAGAUGUCACUGUGCUCUGUGAAGAUGGGAACACCAGGACUACAGCUCAUCUCUCAGCCCCUUCAAAACUUGCAAUGCCCAGUGUUUUAAAGUACAUUUUCCCAUGAAGCAUUACAGAUCAACACCAGGUCAAAUUCUGGGAUUUGUGUCGGUGACAUCACCAAGUGAGAUUACAAGGACUCCCGAUUUCAAGACUGUUUCAAUGAGAGCUGGAUUCCCCUUUGGGAUCCAGGACUGGAAAAAGACAGGUAAGGAUCUGUUGGUACAGACACACCCUGUGCAUAGCAGCCCUGUGCAUAAACUCUGAGCUCAGUGUAAUGAAUGUGCAGCAAUCCAUUAUUUUGAUUUUAGACUAGUUGCAAGGGAAACAUAAUGAACCUAAAGGUACUUAGCCCAAUUAUUUCUAAUAAUAAUAAUAAUAAAAAGACAGCAUACCAAAUUUGCCCCAGAUGUACAGCAAUAAAUCCAUUUACAUCCACAGAGAAACGUUAUUGCCUCUGCUGCCCACAGCCUUCCUGCAUACAGAAGUCACAAUGGGGAGUUUCCUGUGGGAGAGCAGCACACUGGCAUGUCAGGAGCAGAGGUGUAAGCAGGUGCUUGGGGUGCUGGGUCUUCAGAUUGUGGGUAUGCUGAGCAUGGCCGCCGUGCGGCGCUCAAAGGCUCUCCUCUCAGGGGAAAGGCCUUGAAUUACAGCUUGUUUUCCAGGUUAAUUCACCAGGAAAUGGCAAAAAAGCAGAAAUGCUUCUUGUCUGAUCAGAAACCACACCUGGGUACAGUUUCCUGCAAACGGCAAACUAGCAGUUGUGAAUCAAUGAUGCAUUAUAUGUGCCUAAGUCCAUAAUGCUUUGUGGCAUGCCACUGAAAAGGAAAAAGGCUGAAGCCAUGAAAUACAGCUCCUCUCUGACUCGACCAAACCUGUGCAGCCAUACCCAGUUACUCUGUUUUUCAGCUACUUCCACAGAGAAAUGGGGACAAAGACACCUCAGUGGUAAAGCACUCUACUAUUCCUGGAGUGUACCUGGAGCACCGAGGGCAACGCACCCUUACUGCAGAGCAGAUGAGACUGCAGUAUCUGUCCCUGAGAACAGCGGCUGCCUGCCUGCUUCUGGAGCGCUGCGGGUCAUGCUGCUCACUCCAUCCGCAGCGACGGCAAGUGCUCGUUCUGUCUUGUGGUCUGACUAUGUACCCAGGAUAGAUGGCCUGACUGUAAAGUGUCACACCAAAAAGAUGAUCCUUUGGACAUCAGCUGAGACAAACAGCUCUGCAAAGCAAGAGGAGGAGUCCGGCUCUGGCCAGCAUUGCCCUGCUCAGAACACUGGAGCUGCUCCUGCCAUCCCCUGCCUUCUGCUCCCCAAGGAACUGCAGCUCUGGGACAGGCUCCCUUGGCACGAGCGUGCAGGAAUCUGGCAAGGAAGCCCUGUCUGUACAGGCAGAGGAUGUUGCAGAGGCAGCAAGCUGGGAGCAGGGAAGGAAGGCAGUGCUUCCUGCUGCCUGUUAGCAAACUUGGAGGAAGGAAAUCAUCCUGCCUCAUCAUGCUAAAUCAGCUAGAGAAUCCCUCAAACUCAAUCACAGUAAAUUCAUUGCUCUACCUUUUUUAAGCAGAAGGAACUCAAGUUUGUCUAGGAAAGAGAAGCAGUGAUUUUGUAUACAGGUGUGCAAAGCACUUCCUGAACUUCAGUCCUCCAUACUGCAACUUCCUAAUCUGCUCAGGGAAGCUGUGAAAGUAACCUGAGAACUUAUCUGUCCUUGUUUUGUUUCCCUUUAUCAAGCACUCUUGAUCCAUUUUCACCUCCGUAUGUUACAUAAGUAUUUUUAUUACACCCAGUAAAAUUCUCCAGCUGAAAAUUACUUUCUUUUAAGCUGAAUGACUGCUAUGUUCCAUUUGUUAACUGAUGAAAUUCAGCUACAUCCAGUGUGGUGAUCACCCUGUAUAGCACAGUUUAAACAAUGGCCCGUCUUCCGCAGAAUCACCAUAUCCCCUAAGCUAAAGCCACUGACCUGGAGCGGAACGUCCCAAUUCAGUCACUUGCAUCUUGUCCAGAAGCUGUCAGUUCCACAGGCAGUUUUUGAAAUAGCAGUAUUUUCAUGAACUAACCACUUCUAACCAGAGUCUGUUGUUUUAAACGCUUAUUAGUAGAUUAUGUUGUCUUACAGCACUUAGACAAAUUUACACAAAUGACAGCUUACACAGAUUUAAAGUUGUCAUCCCCAAGGGGCAGCUCUACACACAAGUUAUUAGCAGCAAUGUUAAAUUACAAAAACACUUGUAAAAGUUUUGUUAAAUAAUGUUACACUGGAAUUUGCUCAAACCAAUGUAUAUAAUGAAGUCAUACAGACUAGAGUAAAUUAAAACAAGAACAAAACCAACAAAACAAAACCUUAGAAAGGAAAAACAUACAAAAAAGGUUGCUGGUGUUAGGCUGAAUUCUCAGCCUGUUUCAUUACUAUUAUUAUUACUAUGCAUCAAGGAAUUUCCAGGCAAAUUUCUCUCUCUUUUGUGUUUAUAAUUCCAACCAUUACUUUCUUAAUUCUCAUAUUCUUUACUAAGAUUUUCCCUCUUAAAAC
Molecule: messenger RNA, 3759 nt
Organism: Tympanuchus pallidicinctus (lesser prairie-chicken)
Lineage: Eukaryota; Metazoa; Chordata; Aves; Galliformes; Phasianidae
Gene: RALB
Product: RAS like proto-oncogene B
Exons: 9
Coding region: 2035-2733 (232 amino acids)
Biological process (GO): Ras protein signal transduction
Cellular component (GO): plasma membrane
Molecular function (GO): GTP binding; GDP binding; GTPase activity
Source: RefSeq, a predicted model, not a curated record